Messenger RNA from Misgurnus anguillicaudatus (oriental weatherfish), 4764 nucleotides. It is a transcript of the gene ube3b, whose product is annotated as ubiquitin protein ligase E3B. Gene Ontology annotation, molecular function: ubiquitin protein ligase activity; protein binding. The record is from RefSeq and is a predicted model, not a curated record. NCBI's taxonomy places the organism in Eukaryota, Metazoa, Chordata, Actinopteri, Cypriniformes, Cobitidae. Gene Ontology annotation, biological process: protein polyubiquitination; ubiquitin-dependent protein catabolic process.
GUGAAUCCAGACUGACGCAGCCGGAAGGAUUAUGAGGUUGCACCGUUCGUUGAUGGAUUAGAGCUGCGGACGGUAUAUGACUCGCGCUUUUGUUUACAUUUCUUUAUCAUUUGUAAGUCAAACUCAGAGUCAAAUGGACCCCAAAAACAUCUGUUCAACCUGUGUGAAUAUGCGAUAGCAUUCAUGUGACCUGUGGAAACAGAGGUAUUGCCAGUCAUUACAUUGGUGGAAGUUUGGAGUGAAAACAUGUUCACCGCUACCCAAAUCUCCAAAUCCCAGUUCCUGGAUAAAGCCAGGAUGGCAAGGGAGGAGAGGAAGGGCCAUAAGGAGAAAGAGAGAGCGGCCACUCAAAUCCAGGCUUUGGUCAGAAGAUUCCUCUGUCGUUCCAAGCUGCAAAGGGAAAUACGGCAAGAGGUCGAUGAAUUCUUUGCAGUCAGCGAUGCCGCUUCAGCUAAAAGAAAUGCAUUAUCUGUCUUCAAGAUUGCAAGAAAGUUGUUAUUCAUAUUGGAGAAGGAAGAUAAGUUGAGAUUUGAGAAGCUGUGUCGAAUCAUACUAAGUAGCAUGGAAGUUGAGAAUGAACCGAAAGUGUGGUACGUAUCGUUGGCCCUUUCAAAAGACCUCACAAUCCCCUGGCUCAAACAAAUCAAAGAUGUGCUCUGGGUCUCUUGCGAAUAUUUAAAGAAGCUGAAGCCGGACAUACUGCAAGAUAAUAAAUUAGUGACUCUGUAUCUGACAAUGCUGAUAACCUUCACAGACACAUCCACAUGGAAAAUCGUUCGAGGGAAAGGUGAAGCCCUCAAGCCUGCUUUAAACAGGAUUUGUGAGAACAUCAUGGGAUAUCUCAAUCAGAAGGGCUUUUACUCUGUGCUUCAGAUUCUCCUUACCAACGGUCUGGCAAGGUCUAGACCCUCCCUCUCCAAAGGAACCCUCACGGCCGUUUUUACGCUGUCACUCAGGCCUGUCAUCGCUGCACAUUUCUCCGACAACCUGCUGAGGUCUUUCCUUCUCCACGUCAUGUCCGUUCCAGCAUUCAUCUCACACCUUAACACGCUCACUCCAGAUUGUAUGAUCACCACUCAGACUCACGACCUGUUUCGCAAGUUUGUCUUAUUUUUGAGCCGAGAGGAGCAGUGUUUGGACAUCUGUGUCUGUCUGGAGGGAAGCCACACUCUCUGCUUACUUGGUAACCUUAUUCAGCUGGGAUAUUUCAAUGUAAAAGUCCUGGAGCAGGAAGCAAGUCACUUUGUCAAGGAUCUGACAGAUAUGUUGUCAUACUGUCAGAGAUACGUCUCUCAGAAAAAAUCCAACCUUACACACUGGCACCCAGUUUUGGGCUGGUUUUCCCAGACUGUUGACUAUGGGCUUAAUGAGUCUAUGCCGCUGGUAACUAAGCAGUUACAGUGUUUAUGGGGGGUGCCCGUGAUCUGCACACUCUUCUGUGAUGUUCUCAGCAAAAAGCUGGAGACUCAGGAACCGACCCCAUCGCCCCUUUCUCAGCCAACUACACUACAGAAUAACCUGCCUGUUAAAAAUCUGUUCAAGCGAGCGUUCCAGAAGUCAGCAUCUGUGAGGAACAUACUGAAACCGGUCGGAGGGAAACGGGUUGACUCAGCUGAGGUCCAGAAGGUGUGCAGUAUAUGUGUGCUGUAUCAGACGGCGCUCACCACACUUACACAGAUCCGCUUGCAGAUUCUCACAGGAUUGACAUAUUUGGAUGAGCUGCUGCCCAAACUGUGGGCAUUUAUUUGUGAGCUCGGACCCCAGGGCGGUCUCAGACUGUUUUUGGAGUGUCUCAGUAAUGACACAGAGGAGUCUAAACAGCUCCUGGCCAUGCUAAUGCUCUUCUGUGAUUGCUCUAGACAUCUCAUUACGAUACUGGAUGACAUAGAGGUGUAUGAGGAACAGAUUUCUUUUAAAAUGGAGGAGCUUGUCACCAUCUCCUCGUUCCUCAACACAUUUGUUUACAAGAUGGUCUGGGAUGGUAUUUUAGAGAAUGCCAAAGGUGAGAAGUUGGAUUUGUUUCACAGUGUUCAUGGCUGGUUGAUGGUUCUGUAUGAGCGAGACUGCCGGAGAAGAUUCACACCUGAAGAUCACUGGCUUCGCAAAGACCUGAAGCCCAGUCUUUUAUUUCAAGAGUUGGAGAAGGGAAAAAAGAGAGCACAGCUACUACUUCAGUACAUUCCUCAUGUCAUCCCUCAUAAAAACAGGGUGCUGCUGUUCCGGAACAUUGUAACAAAAGAGAAAGAGGGUUUAGGAUUGGUUGAGACGAGCUCCGCCUCUCCUCAUGUUACUCACAUAACUAUUCGCCGUUCACGCAUGUUGGAGGACGGUUAUGAUCAACUGCGUCGCCUGCCUGUGAACUCCAUCAAAGGAGUGAUCAGAGUGAAAUUUGUGAAUGAUUUAGGAGUGGACGAGGCUGGAAUUGACCAGGAUGGCGUAUUUAAAGAGUUUUUAGAGGAGAUCAUCAAGAAGGUUUUUAACCCGGCACUCAACCUAUUUAAGACCACCAGUGGGAAUGAGAGAUUAUACCCCUCUCCAACCUCCAGCAUCCAUGAGAAUCACCUUCAGCUGUUCGAAUUUGUGGGAAAGAUGCUGGGAAAGGCCAUGUACGAGGGCAUCGUGGUGGACGUGCCGUUCGCCUCUUUUUUUCUCAGUCAGGUUCUGGGUCACCAUCACAGCACCUUCUACAGCUCCAUAGACGAGCUGCCCUCCCUCGACUCAGAGUUUUACAAGAACCUCACUUCCAUAAAGCGUUAUGAUGGAGACGUCAGUGACCUGGGGCUGACUUUAUCUUAUGAUGAAGAAGUGAUGGGCCAGUUAGUCUGUCAUGAGCUCAUUCCUGGGGGAAAGACCAUGCCUGUCACUAAUGAAAACAAGAUCAGCUACAUCCACCUGAUGGCUCACUUUCGCAUGCACACCCAAAUCAAAGACCAGACCGCCGCCUUCAUCAGAGGCUUUCGAAGCAUCAUCAACCCCGAGUGGCUGCACAUGUUUUCCACCCCUGAGGUUCAGAGACUCAUCUCUGGAGACAAUGCUGAGAUAGACCUGGAUGAUCUCAAAAAACACACUGUUUACUAUGGAGGUUUCCAUAGCAGUCACCGGGUUAUUCUUUGGCUUUGGGACAUCCUCUCCAGUGAUUUCACCCCCGAGGAGAGAGCCAUGUUCUUGAAGUUUGUCACCAGCUGUUCAAGACCUCCUCUGCUUGGAUUUGCCUACCUCAAACCCCCCUUCUCCAUCCGCUGUGUGGAAGUGUCAGAUGACCAGGACACGGGCGAUACUUUAGGCAGCGUCCUGCGUGGCUUCUUCACCAUUCGAAAGAAGGAGCCAGGCGGGCGUCUCCCGACUUCAUCCACUUGCUUCAACCUUCUCAAGCUCCCCAACUACAGCAAGAAGAGCAUCCUCAGAGAUAAACUCCGUUAUGCGAUCAGCAUGAACACAGGCUUUGAGCUUUCAUAACCCAUGAUGCACUUUUGUGUUCUGGUUCAUGCCACACGCACACACAGUGAAGGACUGGCGGUAUCCCAACUGUUAAGGUGCCCACACAUUGGUUGAAGGUUCAGGUAGGAGUCGCAAGAACUGUGUAUUGACUAACACUGCAAUCCUAGAUCUACAUUGUGACCUUCAAUAAUGGCACUUUAUCUAAAAUUGCUCAAGAGGAACCUUAGCAUCAAUAAGUGUACUCUGUCUUGUCUACUAAACGGCAAUGAAGUAACUACCUAGCUAAUAUAGUGAAACAGAGCUGAUUGUAUCCAUUCACAGACUAACACUUGUUGAAGUGCAGACAACGUAUGAUAGAGAACUCACAUUUACUGACACGAUGCAUUUAGGCGGAGUCAGAUUUUAGUCCAUAGAGGGGAUUUGAACUUUAAAGAUUUGGAACCAUGUGUAUUUAAGUCAAGCUUCUUUUGAACCCUAAUCGCCAAGAAACCUGUCAAGCGGAGGAUGAGAAACCCAAUGUGAAUCCAAAAAACAUGGUUACGUUGAAAUAGAUUUUUAUUGGCACUGUGUCCUUUCAUCGAGGAACACUCCCAAACCUUCUCUUGAUGCUAAGGCGGAGUCAACAGUGGAUGUAUGUAACAGUAGUAGUUGUAGGAUCUGCAGAAACAUGUUCAGCACCAUUUCUCAGGUCUGCAUGUCUCACUCCCCAGGAAAGCAAUACUAAUGCAACACAAGCCAUGCAACUCGAGACACAAAUGAGACUUUGCCUGUUAGUAUGGCAGAUGCUUUCAAUCCCACAUUGCAUAUUGUUAAACUUCUGCCGAUGAGUAACCGAUGCUUGAGUUCAGAAACCCAGCACCAUUCAUUGGCUUUGUCAAGGAGGAGUCAGGCGUAUGAUGGAUAAAAGAUGUCCAGCAAGAAUACUCAUCUUCUUAAAUGCUUUCUCAUGACCUUGACCUGGUCAGACUGUUACAUUGCGACAAGAACAACUACUGCUUACCGAUGUUGCGGUGAAAUUUCUUUUUGCUCAUUUGACGUGAUUGUAAUUCUUUUAAAUUCAGUGUUCGGUUCAGGAAGGAAAGCAGAGCAAUUUUAAUUUCGUCCCUAACAUUGACUUCAUGACACUAAUGCAGGCACUGAAAUCUUAUAUCCGUUACGUUAAAUUCAUUUCUUUUAUUUGGACUUGAAGUAUUGAACAGGCUACAUACUAAACCAAUGCAUGGAAAUGAUAAUUUACGAUCAUCACAUGAACUCCCUCUCAUCUCCUGGUAACUUUAUGGCCAUCGUGUGUUGGUGUAUACUACUGGGAUUAAGCCAUACUAAGAA